GCGUUUCGGUUGUACCCUGCUGUGUCAUAAAUACAGAUGGGCUUAUGCCGUAAGGCUAGAAAGAUGAAAACCAAAUCAAGGGAAACGAGGUGAUGGCUUACGCCCGCUCCCCUCCUCUGCUGUACUUAGCAACUCCCAGCAAAGAUGUCGGAGUAUAUCCGGGUGACGGAGGAUGAGAACGAUGAGCCCAUCGAGAUCCCCUCGGAGGACGACGGCACCGUCCUGCUGUCCACUGUCACCGCCCAGUUCCCCGGGGCCUGCGGGCUGCGCUACAGGAACCCGGUGUCGCAGUGCAUGAGGGGCGUCCGGCUGGUGGAAGGCAUUCUGCACGCGCCGGAAGCUGGAUGGGGAAACCUGGUCUAUGUUGUUAAUUACCCCAAAGAUAAUAAGAGAAAAAUGGAUGAAACAGAUGCAUCAUCAGCUGUGAAAGUGAAACGAGCAGUACAGAAGACUUCAGAUUUAAUAGUUUUGGGUCUUCCCUGGAAAACCACUGAACAAGACUUAAAGGAAUAUUUCAGUACAUUUGGAGAAGUUCUGAUGGUGCAGGUUAAGAAGGAUAUUAAAACUGGCCACUCAAAAGGUUUUGGUUUUGUUCGGUUUACGGAUUAUGAAACCCAGGUGAAAGUAAUGUCUCAGCGGCACAUGAUAGAUGGAAGAUGGUGUGACUGUAAGCUUCCCAAUUCUAAGCAAAGUCCUGAUGAACCUUUGCGUAGCAGAAAAGUGUUUGUUGGGCGCUGCACGGAGGACAUGACGGCAGAUGAACUCAGACAGUUCUUUGCCCAGUACGGAGAAGUGGUAGAUGUCUUCAUUCCUAAACCCUUCCGAGCCUUUGCUUUUGUUACAUUUGCAGAUGAUCAGGUUGCCCAAUCUCUUUGUGGAGAGGACUUGAUCAUUAAAGGAAUCAGCGUACAUAUAUCCAAUGCUGAACCUAAGCACAAUAGCAAUAGACAGUUAGAGAGAGGUGGAAGAUUUGGUGGUAAUCCGGGAGGCUUUGGGAAUCAAGGGGGGUUUGGCAACAGCAGAGGAGGUGGGGGAGGACUGGGUAACAACCAGGGCAGUAACAUGGGUGGGGGUAUGAACUUCGGAGCCUUUAGCAUCAACCCUGCCAUGAUGGCAGCGGCGCAGGCAGCCCUGCAGAGCAGCUGGGGGAUGAUGGGCAUGCUGGCUAGUCAGCAGAACCAGUCGGGGCCGUCGGGGAACAACCAGCCUCAAGGCAACAUGCAGCGGGAGCAGAACCAGGGCUUUAGUUCAGGAAAUAACUCCUACGGUGGUUCCAACUCGGGGGCAGCGAUAGGCUGGGGUUCAGCCUCAAACGCGGGCUCCAGCAGCGGGUUUAACGGAGGCUUUGGUUCAAGCAUGGAUUCCAAAUCAUCAGGCUGGGGAAUGUAGACGCAGUGGGCUCUGAUACUGACUCUGUGGUGGGAAAUCAAAUUUUUCUAACUCGUGGUAAGUAUACUGUAAAUUACAUAUAUACUAAAAUUUUCCAAAUCAGUUUGUUCAGUGUGCAGUAUAUUCAGCAGUAUUUUUGACAUUUUUCUUUUUUAAAAAAAAAAGAAAAGAAAAAAAAGAAAAAGAAAAGAAAGGUAAAAGGAGUUUUGUAAGUUUUGUUACAUAUCUUGUUGGAAUACGAAUGUCUGGAAGUGGACUGCUGUUUGCCCGAUAGGUGAACUAACACUACAAUCGAUAGGAAAGGUUUCUUCUGUAAUACUUUUUCCCUUGUUUCCUGGCUACCUGAAUUCUUUGCAUGUUCAAAAUGGAAAACACUGGUCAGAAACAGCAUUCUCUCCCUCUUGUUUUUAAUUUGAUCCCACCAUAAGACUCUCCAAGUGCCCCAGUUGGAGAACACG
This is a messenger RNA of Egretta garzetta (little egret), 1847 nucleotides long. It is a transcript of the gene TARDBP, whose product is annotated as TAR DNA binding protein. The record is from RefSeq and is a predicted model, not a curated record. Gene Ontology annotation, molecular function: RNA binding. Gene Ontology annotation, cellular component: nucleoplasm. Lineage: Eukaryota; Metazoa; Chordata; Aves; Pelecaniformes; Ardeidae. The transcript is spliced from 5 exons. Bases 145 to 1389 code for a protein of 414 amino acids. Gene Ontology annotation, biological process: regulation of gene expression.